UCGGAAAAGCAAAGUUGCACAUUGUUUAUUUCCAAUUUAAAGGUUAUUUAAUAACACGUGUUUUGACACGCUAAAAAAUACUGCUCCAAUAGUAAUCAAUUACGUGGCAAUAUUGCAGGAAAGAAAUAACAGCGUCACAUUAUUGACAGUUGCGCGAGACGGAAGUUACUGGUCGAAUCCAUCCACAUCAGUUUUAUUUCCGAGUGAAAGUGCAAGCGAUGUAAGUGCUGACCCAAAUAGUGAAUGGAUAACGACGAUGUAUCCUGGGUUAGCCUAUACCUCGGUUACAUGUAGAAACAUUGCAAACAUAAAUAUUUCUUACCACGACAGGUUUUCAAACUGAAAUGUCAAAUAAACAAGUCGAUCUCAUCAUUUGAAAUCCAACGGUACCAGACUGGGGAACAUUCUGUAAUCCGAGAAACUGUCAAUGUGACUUGGCUGUUUACAGCAGCCAACAGAGGACUGACAACUGUGUUUUUGAUUAGCGCUGCUGAACGAAGGGGAGGAGGAGGAAGAAGAAGAAAAGCCUUGCCAGUCCGCGAAGAUCCUUGUCUCUGUUUAUUUAUCAAAAAAAACCUGACUGAAUAGCUAGUGCAUCCUGGGUUGCAGGCAUACCAAUUUGACGGUGUCAAAUCGCGGAGCGAGCGCACCUGUGAUGGCACCACGUCACUGCUUGUCUUGAGCCACUGCGCUGCAAAAUGCAAGUGGACUUUCUUUGCUAAAGUUUAAUCACGAUUUUUUCCAUUCAUUUUUUGGCGUAGUAUGAAAGGAACCUUGAAAAUGAUAAAAAAACGAAGCCCUUUGGACUUAUAAAAGAAACAGCUUCUAAAAGACAGGUGUUUCGCGGCAUCUGUCAUUGCAGUCGGUUAUUUUAUCCGGAUACAACAUCUGUGAAAAGGCGGAUGGAAGUGUGGCCUACUGUGCGAACUGGAAUACGGGUGGGAGGCAUAACCUACAUUAUACAGGUUGCUCUAUAGUCUCCAGUAAAGGGUCAGAGGGAGUGCCAUGUUGAAGCUGCUCUUCCACAACAUGCUGGUGUUGAUCUGUCUUCACCCUUCACCACACUGGACCUCCCUCCCAACAUAACGUAACCCCCACUGCUGUCGAUAUUCCUUCUCCUCCACUGCUUGGGCCGGAGAGAGGUACUUGGUCCCUGUGAAAAAUGUUCUAUGCAUUUCAGAACCUAUUCGAAUGGAGUCGACCACGGUUGACCUUUCCCCAUCAUUUACUCUUCCUUGGUUUCUCGUGCUGCUUAUUCCUGUCCACAGGUGUAUCCCCUGAGAUCUGCCGGGUGACUGGGGGAGUGUUGGGGAUCCACUGGAGCAGUGUGGUUGGUUUAGGGUGGCGCCCCCUGGCCUCCGGGAGGGGGGGCCCCCGCUGCUGGGAGUCAUGCUGCCUGGAGCCGGCCUGCAGUGCUGUGUGGAGCUUAGGGGGGCACUGUGUGCUUCUCAGCUGCUCCAACUCAGGGGGCUGCCAGGUCACAUUGCUCCCCCAGCCCCACAUUGAGUCCCUUGGGCUCCUGCAGCAGCUUUCGAAGGGCACCGUCGCAGCUCGAAGGAGGAGGAAGCCCAGAUGGGCACUAACAGGAAAGGGAAGUGGGUCGCUCCAAGAACGCUCAAGCACUCAGAGGUUUUCCAGGGAUGCUGAUCCUCCAGCUCCAACAGCUGACGUCAUAAGCGGAGGCCCUGUCCUUCAAAUAUCCAGUAAGAAUCACAGUCAAACCAAUGGAAGUGGAGAAGCCCCAUUACCUUCACAGCAGAACUCCACAUCUGAGGAACCCCAAGAUAAAAUGCCUUCCAACAGCAGCUCCACGCUUCCCACUACUGCUCCUACAAUCACUUCAUCACCAACCCAGGCCGUACGGGAGUUGGUGGUGUCGGCGGGCGAGAGCGUGGAGGUCACGCUGCCACGCAGCGAGGUUGAACUCAACGCCUUUGUGGUGCCGGCGCCAAAGCCAGGCACCACCUAUGCAUUUGACUGGCUGUUGAAAACCCAUCCCAAAGACUACAGUGGCGAGAUGGAGGGGAAGCACAGCAAGACACUCAAACUCAGCAGGUUAACAGUGGGGUUUUAUGAGUUUGAGGUGACAGUGGACGGCGACGGCGCACACGGAGAGGGUUAUGUGAAUGUCACCGUCAAACCAGAGCCCCGGGUAAACAAGCCGCCUGUCGCUGUGGUUUCCCCAAAGUACCAGGAGAUCUCCUUGCCAACCAGCUCCACGGUGAUUGAUGGCAGCCAGAGCACAGAUGAUGACAAGGUUGUGACGUGGCACUGGGAGGAGGUGAAGGGACCACUGAGGGAGGAGAAGGUAUCGGCAGACACCCAAAUCCUCACCCUUACCGGCUUGGUCCCGGGGAACUACACCUUCAGUCUGACAGUGACAGACUCAGACGGGGCCCAGAACUCCACCCAGGCCAUGCUGUCAGUCAACAAGGCCAUGGACUACCGGCCGGUGGCCAACGCCGGACCCAACCAGGUCAUAACCCUGCCGCGGAACUCGGUCACGCUGAAUGGCAACCAGAGCACAGACGACCACGAGCCGCUCGCCUAUGAGUGGUCGCUGAGCCCCGAGAGCAAGGGCAAGGUGGUGGAGAUGCAGGGAGUCCGGACGCCCAUUCUGCAGCUGUCUGCCAUGCAGGAGGGAGACUACACCUUCCAGCUCACCGUCACAGACUCAGCUGGACAGCAGGACACAGCCCGGGUAACUGUUAUUGUCCAGCCAGAGAACAACAAGCCCCCGGUAGCGGACGCUGGUCCAGAGAAGGAACUGACCCUGCCCGUGGACCGCACCACCCUGGACGGCAGCAAGAGCACGGACGACCAGAAGAUCUCCACCUACCACUGGAAACAGAGUGGGGGCCCGGACGGCGUGAAGAUCGAGAACGCAGACAGCGCCAUCGCCACAGUGACAGGGCUGCAGGUGGGCCGGUACAUGUUUAGCCUGACCGUGACGGACGAGAGGGAGCUGGAGAACACGGACGUGGUCACCGUUAUCGUCCGAGAGGAAAAAGACAUGCCCCCAGUAGCCCGGGUCCAGUCCAGCCCGGCCAUCUCUCUGCCCGUGCGCACCGCUUUCCUGGACGGCUCCCACUCCACGGACGACAAGGGCGGAGUCAGCUACACAUGGACUCGUGACGACAGCAGUCCUGCAGCAGGGGAUGUGCUGAAUAACUCUGACCACCAGGCGGUGCUGUUUCUCACCAACCUGGUGGAAGGGAAGUACAGUUUCACACUGACGGUUACCGACAGUAAGGGCCAGAGCCACACGGAGAAAGGGUCUGUGGAGGUGAAGCCAGAUGGCUGGCAGCGUGACCUGGUGGAGCUGGUGCUGGAGGUGCCCAUUUCCCAGGUGUCCCAUCGCCAGAGGGACAUGCUGCUCCGACAGGUGGGCGUCCUGCUGGGUGUGCUCGACAGCGACAUCAUUGUCCGGGAGAUCAGCGCCUUUAAUGAGCACAGUACCCGUCUGGUGUUCCUGGUGUCUGGGGGUCCAAAUCGCCCUCCUCUCUCUGGUCACAGUGUAGCUGUGGGGCUACGCAACAAAUUACGCAAACAGAAGAACGACUUCCUGAUCUUCAAGGCACGCCGGGUGGACACAGUCAUUUGCCAGCUAAACUGCUCCAGUCAUGGGGAUUGUGACUCGUUUACACGGACCUGUGUCUGUCACCCCUUCUGGAUGGAGAAUUUCAUCAAAGCACAGCUGUGGGAUCAAGAGAGUAACUGUGAAUGGAGCGUGCUGUAUGUAACCAUAGCAUCAUUCAUGAUUGUGGUGGCCUUCGCAACUGUUGUCUGGGGUAUGGUGUGUUGCUGCCGCAGGCGUAAGGGCAAGGGGCGCCACAAGAGCAAAAGCCGCUACAAGAUUCUAGAUGGCGAAGAGCAGGAAAGCCUGGAGCUACACCCACCCCGUGCUGGCCGACUGAAGCCAGCACCCGCCCCCUCGUCUUCAGCCCUCAUGCACUCCGACUCUGACCUGGACAGUGACGAUGGGCAAGGAGGGGUCCCGUGGACAGACCGCGAGCGGGGACACCUCCUGCGACCCCAGAACGGAAGCCUGAGGAACGGACAGGGUCCCACAAGGAGCAAAAAGCAACGAGAGGAGCUGCUAUAGCAACAGAGGGCAGGGUGUCGCCCCUCCUCACCCUGAAACUCUCCCCACUCCCCCACAUUCUCUCUAGAUUUUCCCCUCUACACGGACUCUGCACCUCUCCACCAUACAGAAACUCUACCAACACUGGUCCUGGAGAAGGAGUGGAAAACCGUAUUGGACAUAGGGUUAAGCAACCCAGUACCAUAUUCAAACUACUGUGUCUAAGCUGAGCCAAACGGAAGGAGAUGGGGGGGGGGGGGUUAUAUGGGGAACGUAUGGUCACAAUGUUGAGUUAACCCUGUUCACUCCUGAGACACUGAGAAUGUACCACCACCCCCCCCCCCCCCCCCCCCCACUGCUAGUGAAAACUAGCCUGAUAGAUCUUGAUUUCUUCAGACAGGAAGUGCCCCAUUGUCAUGUGAUCUACAUGGAAACUGAGCCUGUCUCACAUACGCAAACCUGCCGAGAGUUUCUUUGUGAUGCACAUCUCUUCCCAGGCUGAUCGACAGACACUCCUACAGGUUGUAGUAGUUAGGCAAAAACCCAGUGCUGGCAUAUACUGCAAUAACAUGUUACAAUAUGGCUGACAAGUACGGUUGAUGUUCACACACAACCAAUGGCCAAAAGCUGUGUCUGGGCAUAAGAGUAUGGUGGAUGACGUGUUUUGUUUGAAUGUUUGAUGGCCAGGUUUGCAUGAGCCACUGUUGUUUUGUGUGCCGAAGGCGUAGAUGCGUUUGUUUGCUGGCAGAGAGUACUGAGGGAUUAUGUUUUUAGUGCGCCAAAGCCUCAUAGAAUAUUCACACACUGGAUGACACACUGGAUGCCCCAGCCCUGUUAAUGUGGAUGCUAUCAAGACAAUUUGGAAAACCCAGAUCCUCUGUUUGUUUUUCUUUUUUUGUGUAGAGCUGUCUAGUCAAUUUCCGAUAGUUUUCAAGUUGGACCUUUUAGAGUUGUCUUGAAAACACUUGAUGAUGAUGGCGGCACAUAGGGAAGAAAGGGGAAACUCUUCCUACUCACCUAAGACACUAACGACUGCUAGAACCCAGAAGACCACUUUAGGUCUAGUCUGUUUUUAUUUUAGUCAAUCGUUCUAAUUCUGAUGCACUUUGUUUUUCACGCUGACUGUGGUUCUUGGUCUGCAUCUCCACUAUGCUAUCACUGGCUGCUAACUGAACAAAUGUCAAUCAGGAAUUGAUUCAGUUCAGCCGUAGAUGGUUGGACUCUCCAUUUGCCCAAAACAUACCUCUUCCAAACUUGAGUGGUGGUGUCACUUUGCAUGUUGAUUACUGUGAACCUGAACUUGAGUCUGACUUUUUAGUCCUUUUUUUUGGGUUGUUGAAUGUUUAAGAGGGAAAACCUCUGACCUAAUCAGAGGAAUGCUCUGGGAAAUAAGCAAUCAUUUUUAUUCCAAAUCAGUCUCAGUGCAAGUCAUCUCAUGCUGUUGCUCUAUUGCACUAGUCGAGCACAUUUAUGACAGAUUGGUGGCAGGCAUUCUGGGACAUGGAGUUAAUUGUGAAGUCAGACAGGUAACAGCCACAAAAUGAAGGGAUUCUGUGUUCUUUUAUUUGUUAAGUAACAGAUUUGUGAAGGAUUCCACUCACUAUGUGACCUGACCUGAUGCAACUGGAUAAUCUGUAAAUUAAAUUAAACUGUUUAAAAUCUUU
Messenger RNA from Esox lucius (northern pike), 5748 nucleotides. Its product is annotated as KIAA0319 like. Gene Ontology annotation, molecular function: calcium ion binding. Gene Ontology annotation, biological process: homophilic cell-cell adhesion. The record is from RefSeq and is a predicted model, not a curated record. NCBI's taxonomy places the organism in Eukaryota, Metazoa, Chordata, Actinopteri, Esociformes, Esocidae. The coding region runs from base 1163 to 4105 and encodes 980 amino acids. Gene Ontology annotation, cellular component: cytoplasmic vesicle; plasma membrane. The transcript has 23 exons.